CCACUGCACUUCUGUCACCCCGGCAGUUGGCAGAACGUGUGACCUGUCUGAUUGUUUGUGCUGUUCCAGAGCGUCUCAGGGGACAACUGAAAUGCUGGAUGUUUGACGUGGACGUGGACCUGGGCUUUGCCCUCUUCUUCGUGUUCCUGCUCUGCUCCUUCCUGUUGGUGACCAUAGUACGCUGCGCCCAGAUGGUGCUGAACCCUUACAGAUCCAUCUCUGUGUCCUCGUACCAGCAAGAGCCGGAUGAUAAUGGGGGGUGACCCACUCACAGCCCUGGUCUGUACUACCAGAGGGGUAAACAUACAAGAUGUACCCACUCAAAAGAUGCAACUGCCCUCUGGAAAUACGAUUGUAAUGUAGAAUGGAUUUGACUUUGUCCUUUGAACAUUUUUCAACACAAAUUCGAUUCAUUUUUCUAGCUUUUUGUAUGCCUCUUUGAUCGUAAUUUUAUAUGUACAUUAACCUCCUAAUGAAACAGAAUCCCAUGAAUGUGUCAGAGAGAAUAAAUAUUCAA
This is a messenger RNA of Hypomesus transpacificus, 517 nucleotides long. Its product is annotated as cortexin domain containing 2-like. Lineage: Eukaryota; Metazoa; Chordata; Actinopteri; Osmeriformes; Osmeridae. The coding region runs from base 99 to 263 and encodes 54 amino acids. The transcript is spliced from 2 exons. The record is from RefSeq and is a predicted model, not a curated record.